Messenger RNA from Mytilus californianus (California mussel), 3239 nucleotides. RefSeq names its product WW domain-binding protein 4-like. The coding region runs from base 81 to 1079 and encodes 332 amino acids. Gene Ontology annotation, cellular component: precatalytic spliceosome; nucleus. The record is from RefSeq and is a predicted model, not a curated record. Gene Ontology annotation, molecular function: zinc ion binding; RNA binding; protein binding. NCBI's taxonomy places the organism in Eukaryota, Metazoa, Mollusca, Bivalvia, Mytilida, Mytilidae. Gene Ontology annotation, biological process: mRNA splicing, via spliceosome. The transcript has 9 exons.
UUCCGGAGACAACAGACAUGUGCCAUUGACCUAUUUUGAAAGGGCUGUUAAAGCAUAGAAAUUUCCAGUCUCCAACAGGAAUGGCAACAUACUGGAAGUCACAACCAAAGAAAUAUUGCAAAUUUUGUAACUGUUGGAUAACAGAUAAUAAACCUAGUGUUGAUUUUCAUGAAAGAGGCAAAAAUCACCAGGAAAAUGUCAAAAGAAAGAUCAAUGAGGUUAAAAAGAAAAGUACAGAACAAGCGAAAGAGAAAGCAGAAAUGGAAGAUGACAUGAAACAGAUGGAAAAAGCAGCCAUGGAAGCUUUCAAGAAAGAUUUGAAGGAUAAUCCUGAACUUGCAGCAAAAUAUGGUGUAAAAAUUAGAACUGAAGCUGAAAAGCUAGCAGAUAAAGAAGCAAAACGGAAAGAAAGAGAGGCAAAAUUGAAAGCAGAGGAGGAAGAGAGAGAGGCAAAAUUGAAAGAAGAGGAAGCAUUGAUGACCAAACUAGCUACGUGUAAAUGGUUUGAAGCUAAAUCACCUGAAGACUACUCGUACUACUGGAAUGUAGAGACUAAUGAAACAAUUUGGGUAGCACCAGAGGAAUUUGUCAGUUUAAAAGAACAAAAAGCCCAGGAAGAGAAGGCAAAAGCAGAAGAAGAAAAACAAAAAGCUUCGGAAGAGCAAGAUCCAGAUGAAGAUGAAAGUGAUCCUGGAGUUACAGUGGGGCCACUUCCUAGAGUACCCCAGUCAGCUUAUGGUAGAUGGCAAACAGUUGCUCAUCAGGAGGAAGAGGAAGAGUUUGUAUCAGAAUUUCUAGGUCUUCCAACAGAAGCCCCUCCCCCAUCAAUACCAACAGAACCAGAGUCUAUUCCACUACCUUCGUCAGAACCUUUGCCAAUAGAACACAUUCCUUUACCACCACCACCACCAGAUGAAGUAGAACUUCCUCCACCACAGGAGGAAAAGAAAACACAAGAAAAACGAUCCAAAUUUAAGGAGAAAUGUGUGACAUCUCUUGGUAAAGACACUAAUGUGACAUUUAAAAAAAGAAAAAUAGCCUCUGGAGCAAGAAAUGUACGACAGAGAGAUGAUGACUGAUAGUAUUUGGAUUGUAUUAGGAUAGUUAUUUUGACAGAGAUACUAAUCUAUCAAAUAUCAGGAAAACACAUAAUGUAAUGAAUAAUGUCAAACAUGUAGCAUUGUUUAUGCUGUCAAAACAAAAGUGAAAUGGUAUAGUACCAUCUCAUCAUUGGACUCCAGGGAAAGGCAACUUAAAUUUGCUACUAGGGAGAAGUGUGAAAUAUGUUGUACACGUUUAAAACGUAUGCAGAUCUCUAAAAUUGUUUCUAUGGGUGAUUACUCUAUUUUCAAAGUGCUGUACCUGGGUUCCAUGUUUGUUUAUGUGUACUGUUUGUAUUUUUCUUUUGGCAUUUUUUGUGUGGAUUUAGUGUGUAAUCAAAACCACUCAUUUUAAUACACAAUGUGAAUGACAUAAUAUUUUCUAUUGCAUAUUUAAUGUGUAAAGUCUGAAAAUGAUAAUUUAGCAAUGCAUGUACUAAUAUUUUUCUUACAAACUAGGGAAAUUAAAUACUUUUUUUAAAGAAUAACAUCUUUUUCUAUAGCAGAUUUUGAUUGGAGCGCAUAAGCAAUUAUUGCUAUAAUAAUAUUACAGCUUUACGUAACAGUCCUAUUUGAAAUAACAUGCAAUAGACAAAAUAUUUAUUUUACAUUCAAAUUCUCAAAUGUUCAAGUGAUUGUUUUUACAUUGAAAUUAUAGGGGGAAAAGAGGUGUUGACAUUUCACAUAGAAAUAUAAACAAAAAGUAUAUGUAAUAUUUGUUCAAAUUUCUCAAUUUACAAGCUGAAGUGCAUCAUUGAAGAUUGAUCAAUUGAUUAAUAUUUUUUUGCUAAACUUCCAGUGGAAAAUCAUUUUGGAAGAGUAACACAAUCAAAAAUAGCUUUAAAUGAAAUUUUGGUGAGAAAGGGGAGAUAAUUUGUUUUUAAAUGGAAUAAAUUAAAAUAAGAUAUCUGGGGCUACAUAUAAGUGGUAUCCAUGGUUAUCAAUACCUAUGAUACCUCAUUUGCUAAAUUAGACCUUUUAGUAAUUGAUAACAAAUUUCACCAGUUUUCAUUUGAAGAUCUUUGAUAACUAGAAUUUUACUUCUUGUCAAAAUGAUUGUUGAGCCUGUUAAAAAUUGCAAAUAAACAAAACUCUUCAUCUUUGAACAACAAAAGGCAAAUAAUACAUCAUUUUUAAUGGAUCAAAACACUCUGACAGUAUAUAAAUAGGUAUUUAUCUUUAUUGUACUCCAUAUAUGACAUUCUUAGCAGUGAGCUUAAUAUUUGAUACCAUUGAGCCAGCAAAAGUAAGUCAAUAUUGAAUAAUGUUUAUAGAAAAAUUCCUUUAUAGUAUUCAACUAAUGAAUGAAUCAUUAAAACCAAAAAUUAAGGUAAAACCCCAUUUAUGAAAAGUUUUUAAAAAGGCUUAAAUGAGAACAACAACAGUUUAGGAAGUUUAAAUCUGCUAGGAAUGACAAAACAAUAGUUACAUGUAGUUAUUUCCCUUAGCCCUAAAAAGAUAACUAAGCUUCUCUAUGAGGAAUUUCAUAUUUAUGUGCUGCACAAUUUAAAAUGGAGAAAACAUCAAACAUGAAAAAAAAAUUUGAAAACAACAAACUUAAAUAAAGAAUGAUUUUCAGUCACAAAGUUGUUUUAAUUUACUUCCAAAUAAAACAUCUGAAGAUUUAAAUGAAUGAUGUUGUAGUUUAAGUUCCUCACAUUUUAUCUCUUAAGUAUUUCUGUAUUAACUAGGUUAUAGCUGAUACAUAUUUUACAAAUUGCCCUUUUUGUUUGAUUCUGUUAUUGACCAACAGUUGCUGGAAUGAUGUCUACUAGACCUAUUUUGUGUAUGUAUUUAACUUGGCAUUAUUAAUGCAUCAGAUAUCAAAUGCAUAUUUUCUUUGAUAAAUAAUCAUGUACAUGUACAUAGUCAAUAGACCUUUAUGAUUCAGAUAUCAGCAGCAAAAUAAUUAUCUAUUAAUAAAAAGAAAUAGAGAUAGUGUUUCAGUAAUAUAAGAAAUAAGAAUAACUAUAGAUAAUAGGUCUAAACAGUACUCUUUCAGUACAAUAGAACUGUUCAGACAAAUGAAUUGUGUGUCUCAUAUUUGAUGUGUGAUAUUUGAGAUUUGUGUAUAAAUAUAAAUGUGAGAUGUCAUAAUCUUUUUUUGUCAUUAAAUAGAUUAAACACUAUUGUAUUAAA